UUUAUGCCAAUCUUUCAUAGGUUUUUUUAAAUACCAUACAGUACACUAUAACCAUUUCUUAACUGUGACGAACGAACCCCUCUAUUUCUUACUUAUAAACUCUCUUACAUCGAAACCAUGACAACUGAAUUGCCAAAUGCUUUGUUUCCUUCAACGUCUGAUUAUGCACAGAGAAAAAAAUUUAAUCGACAGUUUGUGACAGUCGGGAUGAUGCAGUUCAUCAUAGGAAUCGGAUGUGUUGUGAUUGGAGGAAUCUUGACUGCUAUCAGUUCAGCCUAUCUCGUAACCUGUACCACAGUUGCCGGAGGACUAACUUUCAUCGUUGCUGGGUGUUCAGCAUUUGCAACUGGAUAUCCGUUCAAUAAUGUCAUAAUGAUUUUUAGCAUUGUGGUGACGUCUCUAUCAGCAACGUUCUCAGCAAUCUUAACAAUUCUAGGCGGUUUGCGGUUGGCAAAUACAAUUGAUUAUGGAUAUUAUGACCAGGAUGACUUCAACGUUUGGGCGUCGAGAAUAUUAUGUGGGGUGAGCGGUAUAGAGUUUAUUACGUCGUUGGUUCAUUUGGUUUUAUGCUCUCAAGAGUUAUGCUGUUCAACAAAUCAGAUUCCUCCUUCGGGACCAACGUUGAUGGCAUUACAUGCGCCCAUGGUUGCUGCACCACCUCCAUACGAACAAUCAUCGGUUCCAUAUAAACAGUUUACUGAUGAUCCUGUUGAGUAGAAUAAAAUCCAGAUAACAAGAUCAUCAAGAAAUUCGCAAUUAUACAAAUAUAGUCAAAUAUCAAUAACUUCGUGAAUUGAACAUCAACGACGAAUAAAUGACUAAUAGGCCCUGAUUGUUUUUUCACAUUGUUUAUGCAUAUAUCGUUUUUUUAUUGUUAUGAUACCUUUGUUUCGUAUUGUGCUACUAUUUCAAAUUUAUUGCUGAAAUAAAUCAAAACCAAUUGUU
Styela clava is the source of this 945-nucleotide messenger RNA. RefSeq lists its product as uncharacterized. The record is from RefSeq and is a predicted model, not a curated record. Gene Ontology annotation, cellular component: membrane. Lineage: Eukaryota; Metazoa; Chordata; Ascidiacea; Stolidobranchia; Styelidae.